CUAGGGCUAGGCGUCCGACUACCUACCAAUUGCCAAUACUCACAACGGCAUCAAAAAAGCAUUAACAAGGCCUUUUUUCGUGUCAUUUUUUUAACUAAGAAAGAAAGAAUACUUUCUUUUUUAUACAAAAAAUAGGGAAAUCGCUGUUGGCAAAGAACUUGGUCGAACAAGGACGAAAGAUUUUUCAGCGAUCCAGUAUUGCCAGUUUCUUGAGAGAAUAGAAACAGGAGUUUGGUAAAACAAAACUUAAAAAGAAUUUUUCUAUAUUAUUGAAGAGCAAGAUGGCUGAGAAUCUCGAUAUUGCAGAGUUGUCGCCGGUUCAUCCCGCCAUCAUUUCGAGACAGGCCACGAUUAACAUUGGUACUAUCGGUCAUGUAGCCCACGGUAAAAGUACUGUUGUAAAGGCUAUCUCUGGUGUUCACACUGUUCGUUUCAAAAAUGAAUUAGAGCGUAACAUCACCAUCAAGCUUGGUUAUGCAAACGCUAAAAUUUACAAGUGCUCUAACGCCGAGUGUGCUCGACCUGGAUGCUAUCGUUCCUACCCUUCUGGCAAGGAGGACAACCCUCCUUGUGAAGUUUGUGGUUCCCCCAUGAAUUUGGUUCGCCAUGUGUCGUUUGUCGAUUGCCCUGGUCACGAUAUUCUUAUGGCAACCAUGCUUAACGGUGCCGCUGUCAUGGAUGCAGCUAUGUUGCUUAUUGCUGGUAAUGAAUCUUGUCCCCAACCCCAAACCAGUGAACAUUUGGCUGCCAUUGAAAUCAUGCAGUUGAAACACAUUAUUAUUCUUCAAAACAAGGUCGAUUUAAUACGUGAAGCUGCCGCCGAAGAACACUAUCAAUCAAUCUUAAAGUUCAUCAAGGGUACUGUUGCUGAGAACUCUCCCAUCGUCCCCAUUUCUGCACAAUUAAAAUAUAAUAUUGACGCUAUUCUUGAAUAUGUUGUCAAGAAGAUUCCCAUCCCAGUUCGUGACUACACUACCGCUCCUCGUUUGAUUGUUAUUCGUUCCUUUGACGUGAACAAGCCCGGUGCUGAGGUCGAAGACUUGAAGGGUGGUGUUGCUGGUGGUUCUAUUCUGACAGGUGUGCUUCGUUUGGGUGACGAGAUUGAAAUUCGUCCUGGUAUUGUCACAAAAGAUGAAGAGGGUCGCAUCAAGUGUCAACCCAUUUUCUCCCGCAUUGUUUCUCUUUUCGCUGAAAACAAUGACUUGAAGAUUGCCGUUCCUGGUGGUCUUAUCGGUGUUGGUACCACUGUUGAUCCCACUCUUUGCCGUGCCGAUCGUUUGGUUGGUCAAGUUCUCGGUUCCAAGGGCAACCUUCCCGAAGUAUACACAGAGCUCGAAAUUAACUACUUCUUACUUCGUCGUCUUUUGGGUGUUAAGAGCGGUGACAAGAGCACCACCAAGGUUCAAAAACUUGCCAAGAACGAAGUUUUGAUGGUUAACAUUGGUUCUACUUCUACCGGUGGUCGUGUUAUGAUGGUCAAGGCUGAUAUGGCCAAGAUUCUUCUUACUGCUCCCGCUUGUACAGAAAUUGGUGAAAAGGUUGCCCUCAGUAGACGUAUCGAAAAGCACUGGCGGCUUAUCGGUUGGGCUAAGGUCGUUGAAGGAAAAACUCUUAAAGUAUAGUUUGGGUAUUGCUAUGAGCAUUGUAUAAGAUGACUUUUACUUUCCAGUGAAAGUGGUGUCCUUUUUGAUAUAUAAAAUAAAUUGCGAUUCCUUGUUUUCUUUGAAAACAUACGUGGUUUAAUAGUAGAUUAACAGUAAAUAUUUCCUUUACUCCUGAAUGAAGAAAUCUAAAUGAGAGUGUUUAUAUAUAUAUAUAUACAUAUACCAAUAUAAAUUGUAUGCUUGUAAUCGCUUUUGACAGAUG
Molecule: messenger RNA, 1866 nt
Organism: Schizosaccharomyces octosporus yFS286
Lineage: Eukaryota; Fungi; Ascomycota; Schizosaccharomycetes; Schizosaccharomycetales; Schizosaccharomycetaceae
Product: translation initiation factor eIF2 gamma subunit
Exons: 1
Coding region: 282-1622 (446 amino acids)
Biological process (GO): positive regulation of translational fidelity; formation of translation preinitiation complex
Cellular component (GO): eukaryotic translation initiation factor 2 complex; cytosol
Molecular function (GO): tRNA binding; GTP binding; GTPase activity
Source: RefSeq, a predicted model, not a curated record